UGAAGGAAAUCAAUUUUUCUUUUUUUCCAUUCUGUCCUCUCAUAAUAUCGCUUUAUAUAUAAAAUAAAAAAUACAUUUUGCUUAUUUACAUCCAUAUAUAAUGGCUUUAUUUUGAACCAAUAGAUUUUUGUGCCUUCCAAACCGAAGGCAAGGAGAUAAAUUGUAUUUCCACUGCAACUCCAAAUGCUCACUUCCUUGCGCUUCUUCAUAGUGACCAAAACCCAAUAAGAAAGUAAAAGGAAAAAUGCAUUAAAUAUAUAAGAUAAAGAAACCAAGGUCAUUUGAUGCGAACGGGAACGGCCAUAGCUGAAGAAGCAAGGAAAAGCUCAAAACUUUUCACAGCUCAAUGUCCCAGCUCAUUUCACCUAGAAUCUCAAACUAAUUUGUGGACUUGCGAGAUAAAGCCUGGUUCAGAGCCACCAUUGUCACAAGUCCCACAAACUCAGCCUAAAAGAAGACGAAAAGGGCCUUGGUGGAGUACAAGAGCUUGGUCACCGAAGACGGCUCGCAGCAGCUCAAAGAGUACGUUGAUUCGGCUUACUUGAGGCCUGUACCGCCUCCAUUGGGUGACCAAAACUCCAAAACUUUGAGGAGGGUGAUGUGGUCGAUGCGGAUUAUAAAGAUGGUGACAACAAUUCCAAGUACAGAGUGGUGUUUGAAAACCCUCCAGAUUUGAUUGAAUUUGAGAGAGAGCGUCUCAGAUUGCAUCAAGAUUGGGAUGCUGGCAAAUGGGUUCGGCCCAAUAAGCAGUGAAUGGAUGCUUGUAGGUUGUACAUGAUAAUGGCGGCUGCAGUUACAUCUGGUAACUAUCCAAAAAGUGUUAAGCUUCAUUCUUCCAAGUUUGUCAGGUCCAGAGUUAUAGCUUUGGGUCUUUAUCCCAUGUUUUACAAACCUCCUCGUGCUUUUCGCCUGAAACUCAGUUCUAGCAGCUGUUUCUUCUGCAUACCUCAGCCUCUACUAGUGAACAAUUUCAAGAGGAUGACAUGGUCUAUCAGAAGCAGUGUGGACAGCAGCGGGUUGGACCCAUCUCCAACAAAUGGCACUACUGGCACAACACGUUUAAUUAGGGCUAUCCAAGCUAUUCAAACCAAGUUAGGUGGCAAAAUUCGAGAGCUAAGGAGAGGUUUCCUAUUUAAAGUACUCUUCUUCUUAGUGGGUUUCUACUGUGCAACUGCUUAUGCUACUGUGAUUGGGCAAACAGGCGACUGGGACAUUCUAUCUGCUGCCUUUGCUGUGGUUGUUGUGGAGGGGAUUGGAGCCCUCAUGUACAAGGCUUCUCUUCCUUUACUAAUGAAGACUAGGAGCCUGAUAACCAUGUUUAAUUAUUGGAAAGCUGGGCUAUCCAUGGGUCUCUUCUUGGAUUCAUUUAAAUAUGAGUUCAAUGAUAUUUUUGGAUUCAGUAGCCCCUUCAAUUUUGAACUUGAUGCAUUUUCAAUGUUCUUAUAACACGUGGCUCUUUCGAAUGCUGUUUUCUGAAAUGGAGGAUUGAGAAAUUGUGAUUGGUAAACAUAGGUCGUGACCUGACUGCAAUAGUGGGCAUGGGGAUAAGAAAUGGUGGCAUGGGAGGGUGAACUCCGUCCCUCCACUUUUCCAUCUCUAUUCCCUACAUGAAGUUGAAAGCCUCAUACUUUGCAAGGGAUUUUCUGUGUACUGUCCAUGAAAACCAUAUUCUUGAACAAAUAUGAUUGCGGCUGCACUGGGAAAGAAGAAGACAGAGAAGGUUGGUGCAACCAUGAAGUUUAAGUCAACUGGAAAAAAGAUGCUCCUAAAGAUGGGAAGAAAGGGAAAAUUCAGUCUAUGCCAUGUUGGCAAGCAUGGACUAGAAACCCAAAUAAGCCCAAGAAACGAUCUCCCUUGAGUAGGAUGGCAAAAGGUGCUCCAAAACUUUCACCCUAUUCUGAUGGUAUUGAUCUCCCUUUCUCGGAUGAAGAAGAACAAGAGGAAGAAAAUGUAGACAAACAAAAUUUUAAGCCACUUGAUGCGUCCAUAACAGACGAGUUAAAAAUGCAUGAAAAGGACCUUGCUUCCCAUGCUGAUGAGUAGGCAAAACAGGAUGGCCUUAAAAAUGAUCAUGAUGCUUUCACUGUUGUUAUUCGAACAUGGUCUUUGGUAUGUGAUGGUGAAGAUGGCAAUGCUAAUGUCAAGGAUAUAAUAACAGAAGAUUUUUCUGUGUCGGCUCCAGGAAAGGAACUUCUAAGGAAUGCAUCAGUGAAGAUAUCACAUGGUAAGAGAUAUGGCUUGGUUGGGCCUAAUGGAAUGUGCAAGUGUACCCUCUUGAAGCUUCUUGCUUGGGGGAAGAUUCUAGUACCAAAAAGACAUUGAUGUGCUUUUGUUUGAAGAGGACACAGUUGGUGAUGAUGAUAGAACUGCUCUUGAAGCAGUUGUUUCAACUAAUGAAGAACUUUCAAAGCUCCCGAAAGAGGUUGAAACUUUGCAGAAUUCGGCUUCUGCUUUCAGCUGUGAAGAAGAGGGCGAUCAUGGCGAUGAUGACGACGCAGGAAAUAAGCUUGAGUUGUACGAAAAAUGGCAGUUCAUGGGGUCAUACGCUGCUGAAGCUCAAGGUUCAAAGUUUUUACUGGGUUGGGCUUCACAAAGGAUAUACAAGGUUUUCCCACUAAGUCAUUUAGUGGUGGUGGGGAGGAUGAGAAUUUAAUUAGCUAGGGCACUUUUUGAGCAAAAACUCUUUUGUUGCUUGAUGAACACACAAUCCCAUCUUGACUUGAGGACUGUUCUCUGGUUGGCGUAUUUGUGCUGCUGGAAGAAAAAAAGCAUGGGUUGUCUCACGUGAUGGAUUCCCUUAACUCAGUCUUCACUAAGAUUAUUCAUCUGCAUGAUCUGAAACUCCACUUCUAAUGUGAUCUGGAUGAGAAGCAGAUUAAAGCUGCCAAAAGGAGAGGAAAUUGGGUUCAGCCAAAGUUUGUUGCGGCUAAGGAAAAGAACAAGGUCAACGGCAAGGUUGACGAUGAUGAAAGCCUCAGUUGUGGCUCCUAAGAAGUGGACGGAUAACAGUUUGGAGUUCCUGUUUCCUGAACCUACCAUCACUAAGCUCACAUCUUCACUUUUUGCAACUUGUUGAAGUCAGCUUCAGCUAUCCAAAUUGGGAAGAUUUUAAGCUGUAAAAUGUUAACGUCGGUGUUGAUGUGGGGUCUCAGUAUUGCCAUUGCUGGACCUAACAGCGGGGAAGUCUGGGAAAAGUGUGGUUAUAAUUAGUACAACAGAUUCCCCGUUCCUAGUCCAGCGAUGCACAAUGAAGUUUCCUGAAAGGGUCUUGACAGUUUGGCACAAAAGUUUCUAAUUUAAAAUGAAAUAAGGUACCCUGAUCCCUGAAGUGUUCAAAUCUGAGGCCUGAAAAUGGCAUCAUACUGCAGGAAGGGUACUUGACAUCUAAGCAUUUAAAAUACGAAAUACGCCAGCAAGCAAUUGUAUUGUGUCAUACUGGUAAAGUUUUCAAGGUUAUAAAAGGGAUAUGACUGCAUGUCAUGCGCAAUGAACAUACGUUACAUGUGGUUGAGAAAUAUUGGUUGGCAUUGCUGUCACAAAAA
Prunus persica (peach) is the source of this 3542-nucleotide messenger RNA. Its product is annotated as ycf20-like protein. The record is from RefSeq and is a predicted model, not a curated record. The coding region runs from base 754 to 1446 and encodes 230 amino acids. Lineage: Eukaryota; Viridiplantae; Streptophyta; Magnoliopsida; Rosales; Rosaceae. The transcript is spliced from 5 exons.